AGUGUUAAUGUGUUGGGCCUGUUACGUUAAAGCGGAACUGCACACUAAAACAGGAUUUUGAGCAGGUGACUAAAUGGUAUAAUUGUUCUCCGUUUAACUUUAUAUUAAAUCAUGAUGAUCAUCCUUAAUGCCCUCUAGCCACAAGUCACAGGGUUAGAAAUGAGGAUGUUUCACAAUGCUGUGGUGGGUGGAGUUGGACUCAUACCUUGAGGGGAUAUUACACAAUAUUAAGAUUCUGCAGGAGUAACACCUGAAGGCGUGUCAUGUGCAGAGUCUCAGCGGAGGCUCUCCGACAGGAUAAAAGCAGCCGGACGACAUCACAGAUCAUCACUCUGGAAGCUCCAGCUGAACGACCAGGAGACUCUCACAAGACUCUGAUCAUCACAACUUCCCCAGGUGAGGACAGAAAGAGACAGGUUGGUGAAAUGGCCUCAAAUCAAAUGGAAGUUGCUUCCCUGGGUCGACCUUUCACCCUCGGAAUGCUCUAUGAUGCUCAAAGAGAUGCACUGAUCACAGGUUUGACCUUGUGGGAUGAGAAAACUCUACAAGGGAAGACGAUUAAAAAUCCUAAACCCAGCAGUGAAUUUGUCAUUACUGAUUCUGACACCAUUGAAUCAAAGUCCUCUCUGCUGGAUGUUAAUGCUUCUCUGAAGGCCAGCUUCCUCUCUGGGCUGAUUGAAGUGGAAGGAUCUGCUCACUACCUGAAAGAUGAGAAAGAAUUCAAGAAUCAGAGCAGAGUGACUAGUGAGUACAAAUCUACAACCCGCUUGGAACAGUUGUCAAUAACUGACCUGAUGACCUUAGAAGAUCAUCAAAAGGACGUCAUCAACAAGAGCUCUGCAACACACAUAGUGACAGGCAUCCUUUAUGGGGCCAAUGCUUUCUUUGUGUUUGACAGUGAAAAGUUAGACAGCAGCAGCGUUCAAGAAAUCGAGGGCAGCAUGAAAGCUAUGAUGACAAAGAUCCCCUCAUUAAGUCUUGAGGGAAACGUUGAAGUCAAGCUGAAUGAGGGAGAAAAAGCCCUGAGUGCUUCAGUGUCCUGCAAAUUCUUCGGAGACUUCAUCCUUCAAAGCAUCCCUUUAACAUACGAAGAUGCAGUGAAGACCUUUGGAGAACUUCCACAGUUACUGGGGGAAAAUAGAGAGAAAGCUGUCCCAAUGAAGGUCUGGCUGAUGCCAUUGACUACUUUAUAUGGAGAUGCUGCUGAGCUCAAGAGUGAGAUCAGCGGUGGACUGUUGGGGAAGAUACAGCAUACUCUUGAAGAUUUGAGGGAAAUCCGAAUGAGAAGCAACGAAUCUCUUAAAGACAGAGUGGUACAGAACAUUCCACAUAUUACAGAAGAGUUAGACAAUUUCCAGAAGUUGUGUCACCUCUAUACAUCAAACCUCCAGGGGACCCUGAAGGAGAAACUCCCCUCCAUUCGUGAAGGUAAAGAAGAUGAGAGCUCACUAGAAAAAACCAUUGACAACAGAAACGAGUCCCCAUUCAGUCAAGAAAAACUACUCAAGUGGCUGAAUAAUAAGGAAAGAGAAAUCAACAUCAUCAAAUCCUGUGUGGAGACCAUGGAGGGAACAAAGAUUGUCAAAAAUCAGUCCGAGCUCGACAGAGAGGUUCUUGAUGGAGAUGUAGACAAUGCUUACUGCUUUGUUUUCACCUCCACCAAACGGGGCGACACUUACCUUGAUGAGAUGGCCACAUAUUUGGGCACUCCUAUAAAGGGGAGCACCACUGAAGACAAGUGGUUCUACUCAGAGGAAGUCUGGACCUCUCUGAGACAAAAAGCCAAAGCUUUCCAAGACUUCAAUAAAGCAGAGAAGGACAACAACCGGUUCCGUUUCCUUAUUGCAGUCAUUCCAAAUGAGAAAUACAAAGGAGCAACAAUCUACCAUUUCAAGAAAGGCAUCCUGCUCAGCGAAGAUUUCUCAGGACCUGACCUUGAUCCUGAGAAGAUCAUAGACAGAAGAGUUCUGACUUGGUAUGCCUGUGAUCUCACCCUUGACCCAAACACUGUCCAGAAUAACCUCGUUCUGUCUGAUGGAAACAAGACGGCAACACGUGGAUCAAAGCAGCAACAAUAUCCUGAUAACCCAGAGAGGUUUGAUAAACAGACACAGGUGUUGUGCCAAGAGGGUUUAAACGGGUGCCAUUACUGGGAGGUAGAUUGGGAUAAUGCUUCUUCUUUCAAAUCUAUUUAUGUAGCUGUUGUGUACAAGACCAUAACAAGAAAGGGAGAUGGUUCAGAUAGCGAAUUUGGAAAUAAUACCCAAUCGUGGACUUUUGGCCAGUGGAAAAAAGAUGGAGAACACGAAGUAUCUGCAUGGCACAAUGGAAAGGUGUGGCAAACUUCUUUUCCCUCUGGUGGCUGCUCCACACUCGGUGUGUAUCUGAACUGGCCUGCAGGCACUCUGUCCUUCUACAAAGUCUCCUCCAACACACUGACACACCUCUACACCUAUCGCACCACCUUCACUGAGCUCGUGUUCCCAGGCUUCUGGGUUUACGAGGAGGGAAACUGGGCCUCCCUGCGUCCUUUUAAUUAGGACCAAUGCUGGUGACUUGUUGGAUCCUUGGUCUGUUAAUAGAGGGACGGGGUUACAAGUAAAGUUUUAAAGGUAAAAAGGCAUCACAUGUUCCAUUGAACUUGUUUUAACAAAUCCAAAAGUGUAAAAUACAUUUAAAAACAAAAUGUAUAAUUUUCUGGUGUCUACUUUUUCAGCUGAUGCAGACCCUGCUUUAAACUCAGAUUGAACUGAUUUGUGAAUCCCAUUUUAAUUUCUAUUCUUACUCCUUUUAGAGCUUUGACAACACUAAUGUUCAAAAGCUAAUGUCAAAACCUGUGUAACUACUUUGUCAUUUUGUAAAUGGUCAACUGGGCUUUGUACCAAUUAUGUACCUUAAUUCUGACCAACUUUAAUAAAGUACUCUCCUGCAAUGUUU
Messenger RNA from Gasterosteus aculeatus aculeatus (three-spined stickleback), 2937 nucleotides. Its product is annotated as stonustoxin subunit alpha. Gene Ontology annotation, molecular function: protein binding. The record is from RefSeq and is a predicted model, not a curated record. Lineage: Eukaryota; Metazoa; Chordata; Actinopteri; Perciformes; Gasterosteidae.